AUGGAGUAUUAUCCGUACGAGCCCGCUGAGCGAAGUCCUGACCGCUCUACAUCCUCUCAGUCUUCAUAUGAAUGGGAGCCCGAUACAAUAGAUGUCAGAAACACUCACAAUGGCCGUAUCGAAUUACACAUAAGUCUGUUCAAUCGGUCCUGCUGUAACUUUGAUUACAUAGUGCCCCUAGACAAUACAGAGAACGAGCAACUGGUCCAUAGAAUCCAAUGGGAACGGAUGCAUCUGAUAAGGCAGAAGAUUCAGAUUGAACUGGAUCUUUUCACUGGCCGUCGAUUUGAUGAGGAUGAAUUUCUGCGCCAGCUAAGGCAACUUGCACAGAUAUCGCAUGAUCUGUUGAAGGGCGAGUUUAUGUUGCAUUGCACUAAACGCUGGCCUUUUGAGGCUGCCUUGGGGUCCGGUUACAGACGUUGGACAAUGGGUACAGAGUAA
Fusarium oxysporum Fo47 is the source of this 441-nucleotide messenger RNA. RefSeq lists its product as uncharacterized. The record is from RefSeq and is a predicted model, not a curated record. NCBI's taxonomy places the organism in Eukaryota, Fungi, Ascomycota, Sordariomycetes, Hypocreales, Nectriaceae. Bases 1 to 441 code for a protein of 146 amino acids. The transcript has a single exon.